UGCUUGUUAGGCUGAUCAUACUCCCUAUACCAUAAUAAAGUCUCCAUAAACAAAAUGUUAGCUCAUUAAUCUACGUAUAGAGGGCUAACUCUCAAUAAUAGUACUAGUUGUUAAUUAGUAGUACAAAAAUAUGUGCACUCUUGAGAAGAGAGGCAACCUCUUUAUCUUAACCAUCAUCGGUGAUGAUGAGCACCGGUUGAACCCAACGCUGAUAGACUCCAUCAGGGAGGCUCUGCACCGUGCUCGGGCUGAGUGUAGUGGCCCCUCCGCCCUCAUCACCACAGCCCAAGGAAAAUUUUUCUCUAACGGCUAUGAUCUUGCAUGGGCCCAAUCCGACAGAUCCCGGUUACUGCUCAUGGACGCCAAGCUCCGGUGUCUUAUUUCCGACCUCAUCAACUUCCCCAUGCCCACCAUCGCCGCCGUCACAGGCCAUGCCUCAGCAGCUGCCUUCGCCUUCGCCAUGGCCCACGACUACAUCCUAAUGCGCAAAGAUCGGGGUUUUCUUUACAUGAGUGAGCUGGAUAUUGGGCUUGUGAUCCCGCCAUGGUUUGUGACUUUGUUGAAGUCCAAGGCCAAGUCACCGGUGGCUUGGCGCGAGGUGGUUUUGAAAGCGGCUAAGUUGACGGCUGAGAUGGGAAUGGAGAUGGGUAUUGUUAGCUCGGCUCACGUUAGUGCAGAGGAGACAGUAAAAGCAGCUGUGGAAUUAGGGGAGGCGUUGGUGGCGAGAAAAUGGGACGGAGAAGUAUACAGCGAAAACAGGAGGAUGGUGUUUGCUGAGGUGCUGGCUGCGAUUCGUUCGCAUGAAACCGGUGCCGGCGGUGAUGACGUCGCUAAGACUUUGUCAAAGCUGUGACUUGAAAACCUUCUUGCUGUUGGAUUCAUUUCUUUGCAUGUAUCUGAUAUGGCCCAUGCUUUUUUUAUUAUCUAGUUGUUUACAAGUAAGACCAAUAAAGUUGAAGCAAAAAAUAAAUUUUUUAUUGAAACUUUUUACCUAGUACUCUAAUUCUUAAACCAAAAAACUUUCUAGUGAUGGCAGUAAAAGUUUUCUUUAAUCGUGAUUAAAGAUAGCUUUUCCUAGCUUUGAAUUCAUUUCCUUGCAUGUAUGUGGUGUACUGUUGUACCUAUUUAACUUUUUACGAUUAAUUAUUCUUUUUUUUUUCCUGUUGUAAGAUAUAGUUAAAUAACAAAGAUGUCAUAUUAAUGGGGAAAA
Coffea arabica (coffee) is the source of this 1210-nucleotide messenger RNA. Its product is annotated as enoyl-CoA delta isomerase 1, peroxisomal-like. Gene Ontology annotation, molecular function: delta(3)-delta(2)-enoyl-CoA isomerase activity. The record is from RefSeq and is a predicted model, not a curated record. Gene Ontology annotation, biological process: fatty acid beta-oxidation. NCBI's taxonomy places the organism in Eukaryota, Viridiplantae, Streptophyta, Magnoliopsida, Gentianales, Rubiaceae. Gene Ontology annotation, cellular component: peroxisome.